AGCACUUUUGACAAUUCCGAUAUUUCUAGAAUGGUUGUUAAUGAAUCAUUCGUUCUACCAAAUCAUGAUGGAACUCUAAGGCCACACAGCUACACUGCAAACAGUGAUCACACAUACUGCUACAUAUUGGAAACGAACAAUCCCCAAAACUUCGAAAAAAAAGAUGUCACUUUUCAGAAAGUUAAAUUGCCAUGGAAUGGCCUGUUUCUAUUCGUGGUUAUAUUUGGUGCGGUUCUGACCGUAAUUCUGACCGCAAUUCUGACUGAGGCUCUCACUUCAAUACAACCAAAGAAAGGCAACGAUGAAAGCAGAGUGAUGUAUUUCUCUAUAUACAAGGGAGAUAUGGGAGAAGAAGAAGUGAAGGUACCAUUAUCACCACGCUUGCAUUCGCGUUCAAGAGCUAAUGGCGACGAAAAGUGCAGCCUUAAAAAGAAUAUCGAGAACACGGGAAAAGCAAUAAGCGAGAUUGCCAAGAGCAAGCCAGCACAGCAAUACAUCUUUAUACUCUAUGGUGACGAUGUGGAAGAAAUUGGACCUUUGAAAGCUCUCGAAGCGCAAAAUACUGUAAAGUCCUUGAGGCCUAAGCCACAAAAUAAUUUUAACCAAACUGGCGCCAUCAAGACAUUCCUCAGUAAAUCUCAGGAUAGAAAGAAGGACAUUUUGGUGCAUUAUGUUCCAUGCAACUUCACGUACAACGCGGAUGAUCCCGAAAUGGAAGUACUCGCUAAAAUGAUAACGAGCGAGACAGGCCUGAGCAAGAAAUUUAGCCUGGUCUGA
Messenger RNA from Cylicocyclus nassatus, 777 nucleotides. The record is from the annotation of a GenBank genome assembly. Lineage: Eukaryota; Metazoa; Nematoda; Chromadorea; Rhabditida; Strongylidae.